Molecule: messenger RNA, 7825 nt
Organism: Eublepharis macularius
Lineage: Eukaryota; Metazoa; Chordata; Lepidosauria; Squamata; Eublepharidae
Gene: ZC3H14
Product: zinc finger CCCH-type containing 14
Exons: 17
Coding region: 78-2282 (734 amino acids)
Biological process (GO): regulation of mRNA stability
Cellular component (GO): cytoplasm; nucleus
Molecular function (GO): poly(A) binding; metal ion binding
Source: RefSeq, a predicted model, not a curated record
CGCUACCAAGACUUUGGGCUCGGCUGGGGCCUAGUUUUGCUUUUGUACCCGGGAGGCGCUCGGCGGAGUCGGUGGCCAUGGAGAUCGGCACCGAGAUCAGCCGCAAGAUUCGGAGUGCUAUAAAGGGAAAACUACAGGAACUGGGAGCAUAUGUUGAUGAAGAGCUUCCUGAUUAUAUCAUGGUCAUGGUGGCUAACAAGAAAAGCCAGGAACAGAUGACAGAGGAUCUUUCCCUCUUUCUAGGAAACAAUACUGUGAGAUUUACUGUAUGGCUUCAUGGUGUGUUAGACAAACUCCGGUCUGUAACUACAGAGCCUCCCAGCCUAAAAACCUCAGAGUCGAACAUUUUUGAGCAUAGCAUGUCUUCUGGCAAAAGCAUUUCAGUUGGGACUGAGGAGAGGAGGGGAGAAGAAAUCCUUCAGCCUCUUGCAGUCUCAAGUUCUCGUCCAGAAAGGACUGACACCAGAGUUUCAACUAGCUCCCAGGACCAGAGAGGUGUUGCCUCCCGGCAGUCUUCCCAAGAUGGCUCCACCUCGCUUUUGAUGUCCACUGUGAAACCUCUAAGGGAACUGUCCCCCUUGGAAGCUGUAAUUGACAUUAAACCUGAACCAGAUGAUCUCAUUGAUGAAGACUUCAAUUUUGUGCAGGAGAAUCGGUUGCCUCGGAAGAAGCCUCUUGUCACAGUAACUUACGGCUCUUCCCGCCCAUCUGUUGAAAUCUACCGGCCGCCAGCUAGUCGAAACUCAGAAGGCAGUGUUCAUUUGCAGAGGCUGCCACAACACAGCAGUGUACAGACUGGCAAGCAGUUCGAGACACAGGGCAGCAGGUCAUUGGAAGCCAUCCCACUCUGUGAUCCAGACGUGUUUGGCAGCUUGGCUGAGAGUUACAGGCCCCCUCCUAAAGGGAACACUGAUAAAAUUAGCAGUGAAGAUGAAAAUUCCAGAAAAAGGAAGCUUCCGGUUGUGAGCUCAGUGGUCCGAGUGAAACGGUUCAGUAACGAAGGGGGGGAGGAGGAGGAGGAAGAAGAGGAGGAAGACUAUGGCCUGCGACUGGGAGGCAUUUCCAGCAGUGUGUCUGUACCUGCAAAGCCUGAAAGAAGACCUUCACUGCCACCUUCCAAACAAGCCAAUAAGAAUUUAAUAUUGAAAGCAAUAUCUGAAGCUCAGGAAUCAGUAACAAAGACAACCAAUUAUGCUACAGUCCCACCAAAGCAGACAGUUCCCGUGGCUCCCAGAACACGGACUUCCCAUGACGAAGCCCUCCUCGAAAUGAUGAACACCCAGAACCGGCCGUCCAGAGUGGAAACACAGAUACAGGAAGGCGAGCCAAAGGACCAGGCAUUGGGGAGAGUUCCAGGAACCCAACAAAGGCAGCUGUUCUCCCGCCUCCAAAUUGAACCAAGCAUCGAAGCAAUGUUGCAAAAGACCCCAGAUUAUUAUGACUUGGAAUCAAUGGUCCACACAGACACCAGAUCAUUUAUCCUGAAGAAGCCGAAGCUGGCUGAGGAGGUUGUGGUGCCACAGAACCUGGAAGUGGGGAAGAGAACUGCAGAGGCCUUACAGACACUUUCAGGACGACUUAUACAGACACGAGAGCAGCUUGUUCAGCCUGAAAAGCCAGCCAGUCCCAAGUUCAUAGUCACCUUGGAUGGCGUGCCCAGCCCUCCCGGGUACUUAUCGGAUCAAGAGGAGGAGGAAAUGAGCCUUAUGGAAGGAGUCAGACCAGUCCCCCCCAAAGCUUCAGCCAGGAAGGGCUUGAGAAGCCUCCGAGCGCAGCAGAUGCACAUUAUCUCCCGACAGCUGGAGAGCACUGAUGUAGAGAUGGAGGAGUUGGCUAUCUUACAGAAAGCAGAGAAAGUCCCCGAGCGCUGCAAGUACUGGCCUGCCUGCAAAAAUGGAGAUGAAUGUGCCUUCCAUCACCCCACACUACCAUGCAAAGUUUUUCCCAGUUGCAAAUUUGCUGACAAGUGCUUAUUCAUCCAUCCAAACUGCAAAUAUGAUGCCAAGUGCAGUAAGCCAGACUGUCCUUACACCCAUGCUAGCCGACGGACUCCAUUGCCACCUUCAAAACCAGCACCCCCUCCAGUACCACCAGCAUCUUCCACCAGCCAGCUUUGCCGAUUUUUUCCUGCAUGUAAGAAAAUGGAAUGUCCCUUCUAUCAUCCAAAACACUGUCGGUUUAACACUCAGUGUACCAGAGCAGAUUGCACAUUCUACCAUCCCUCUGUUUCUGUACCGCCACGUCAUGCCUUGAAAUGGACCCGAACUCAGACCAGUGAAUAAUUUUCACACAACCCAUUACAUUUUCACUGUUGGAAAGACAACCAUUGAUGGAACCAAGAUGCUGUAAAAGUUACAUCACAUAUGCCAAGCCUUGAAUAUAUAUUGUUUCAUAAAAUGAAGUUGAUUGUAUACUUGAAACAUGUACUUUACAAAACUUGUAUAUUUAAUAACUGAUUUUACAUAUUUCUAAUUGUAAAGCGAUGUCUGUGUAGGGAAGAGAAUUUUGAUUUAACCUUAAUUAAAACAUCAAGGCAUGGAUUUUUAUCCUAACGUUGAGCUACCUUCUUUCUUGUUUUGGUCAACAACAUAAAGUCCAUUAGGGACCAUUCAGCCCACAGCCGGAAGAGAUUUCAUUGUAUAUUUCAAUGAAAUUAUUUGAGAAGUGGCUGAUACAUGCUUGUAGGGAAACAUCUUCAGAUGAGUAUUCUCUUCGAGUUUUUCCCUAUAUUUCUUUCCAGAAAAAGAUAAGAACGCUCCUAAAAGUAUACAUACUAAGUUUUGAGAGAGAUCUGACAUAUGUGAUUAUGUUGCUGUUUCUAACUGAAAUGGGAUGGAGCAUAUGUAAUAUGCCUCUUUCUCAGCUGCAAAUAAGAGAUCAGACAUGUUUGCGCACUUUUCCCCUGCAGACUUCCUCUACUAUGGAGUUAAUUUCCCUCUUCCACUCUGAAUAAAUCUGAUAUAUAAAGAGAGACAUCUGUUAGUAUUGAAGUUAACCAAAGUUCAAGUAGUUGAGAUACUUUCCUAACCUUGAUUUCUCACCAGAGUUCCAGGUUCAGUAACAAACCAUGGUUAAGUUGGAAUGUAAUUAUAGUAGCAUAGGUGCUGAUGUAACCCUUUAAAUGUAUGCAUAGAGGGUUGGUGGGAGAAAUUUGUUCUGGGAAGAAAAGGAGCUACACAGAGGGAACAUGUGAUCUUUCAAUACAUAUCUAGUCUCCUAGCUAAACUUAAAGGAGCAUCUUCAGUGCAGUGAAAUUGUAUAGCCCGUUUUGGGAACAAAGGCGUACAAGGGGUUCUGUUGCAAACUCCUCCAUUGCAAUAUACAUUAUCCCUGAAACUUUUAGUUGUCAUGCUAUAAACACAUUGAUCGUGAAUCUGAAGGGCAGGGAUUAGUAUUCUUUUAGGACUUGGGAUUUAGUUCAAAAUUUGCAGUUCAUGCGUUUUGAAUAAUGUAAGAUUAAGCAGUAACAUGAAUGCACUUUUUUAUUAAAUCUUUUGUAUCUUUUGGGGAACUACAUUUUCACAAAAAUAUACAAAAGAUAAUAUUUUGUACAAAUAUUUACAUUAAAUAUCAGAAAACAAAUUUAACUCCACAUUUUAAAGUCAGAUGUGACAAAUAUAUUCUUGAAUUCUGAAAUUUAAAUAUACCAGGAAAUCAGUUUGAAAUCUUUAAUUUUGCAGAUAAUGUACAAAGUUCAGUUCAUAUUUAUUUUUAAAAAAACAACAAAGAAAUGCAGUUUAUGCAAAAAAAAAAAGGCUGAAUUGAUAUACUUUUUAAAAUAACAGACUAUAGGAUUGUAUGAUCACAAGAAUUAGCUCUUUAUGAUGAAAACCCCAAAAGGGACACAUUGGAAACCCAAGAUCUUUAUUACAGUAUCAAAUUAAGAUAUACCUUUGGACUAGUCUGAUGUAAGGAUUUUUUUUUUUUGGUUAAAGCAUGGAGGCUUAUCUGAUAAACACUCUAGACUGAGAUUAAAUAGAUACAGAAAGUAAAUCAACAAUUGCAAAUCUAAUGAAAUCAUAUAGUCAAACAGACAAAGAGACUAAGGGGCAUAAGAAUUUUUCCUUUAUUAGGAAUAAUAAGAAAAUGUUUUCAGCAAAUAGAAGUUUUUAUUUUUGGAUUAAUAAAAGUAAGUAAGGUGGGGCUUUUGAAAACAAAUGUUUCCAGUUGCAGUCUUGUUUCACUGUCUUAUAGAGAAGCUUUCAAAGAGGAGGAGGCAGGUUUUUUUCCAGGGAGGAUAAUACAGUGUACAGACUGGCCGUUUUGCUGGGCUGUGUGGAUUGUAGAGCAGUCUUGCAGUUAAGCCCCUUAUGGCAGAACCUGGCUUAAGCAGCUUGCAUUUACAUCUGUGUCCUCUUUUCUGCCAUUGCCAGCUCUCACUAGUCCGGUAUGCAUUCCGACUAUAACGUUAGCUCUCAAAGAGAAGGGCUUGUUCAAAGCCCAUCUUACACAAGCGAAGUACUAUUAUUCCCUGCCCCAAUCUCUCUUAACCGCACAGUAGGUAUCCAGUGCAUGUAGUCAGCAGGGUGAGUCAGUUCAAUGUGUGGUGAUGUUUCUGGUAAGCAUCUGGAUCAUAUUUCUGUCCUAAUGGGAUUAUCUGGAGAUUCAUAUUUAUAUAAAAGUGCACCGAAAAAAUUCAUUUACCCAUAUUAAGACUGUAUUUGAGAACCCACCUAACCAGUAGCUAGAUGAAGCUUUGCAUUUAACCAGCAGAUUAUUUAAAUUACAGCAGCUGCCUCAAGUCCAAAAGGAGUGAGAUGCCAGAAUAUUUGUAGUAAAAGAAAAACAGGCUCAGAAAUGUGGAAAUUAUUUGAUAGUGCCAAUGUUUUCCAGAAAUAAACAGAGAAGCAAAGUCAUUCAGUCUGUGCAAGAUUUCAUGCAUUGGGUUUUUGGAUAAGAACUAAAACCAAUUGCAAGAUACACUGUACUCUACAAUUGUGUAUCUACCAAUCACAUAUGGAGGGAAGGUAAAUUCUGUUCCCCACGGAUACAAACAAACAUUCUGAAACUAGUCUUUAUGCUAAGUACAAGUUAAUUAGAGCUCCACAUCAGAUUCUUUUAGGCAAUAUUUAGUAAUAGAGUAUCUCUAUAUUUAACAUUGUCUGUAACUUGCUUUCAUUUGAAAAAAAAAUUGUUGGCUAAUGGUUGGUUAAUGCUAAAGAAUCUAUGAAGGCAGGUGUUUCUAAAAUAGCUGCUGUACCUUUUCUGCAAGCUAAAAUGUAUCCUCAGUAAGUGUGCCAUAUUUCCAGCUAGUGUAUGGGGUAGAGUCAAGCUGGUCUCAGCAUAAAUGUGGUUACCUGAAAGCAAUAGUUCUUGGGAAAGUGAUGUACACCUCCCCGGCAAGGUACAAACAGUUGCCAGGGGAAGUACAAGUACUGCACAGGCUUGUUGCGAGCCUGAUCCUCCUGGUCUGUGCAAUGUAGAAAAUUGUGUAUUCCCCAGCCUGCACUAUUUGUAAUUGUUUGGGAUCUCUUUCUAACAAACUUUCAUUUCUCCCUCAGGACAUCUUAAAUGUCCCCCUGCCUGGUCCUCCUGUGUAUUUAAGUCAUAAAUCAGGAACAAGUCAACAUUGGUAGUGUGCUUAGAAGAGUUUCAGAAUUGUAUUCAUGUUUGUAUGUUUUGAGAACUCUUUGAAAAAGAUAGUGGAAAAACUCUCGAAAGGAUAUUCGUUUUCUCACUGUGAAACACUGGUAGAUUGUGGUUGCUCUGAAAAAAAAUGGGCAGCUUCUGUCUGCCUUGAAUAAUACAGCUGUUGCCAGUUAUGGGCUAGACAGUUCCUGGCUUCUGAAAACCAGAGUUUUGGAAUGUGUACUGCUGGAGAAUUUACUAGACAAUUAGGACUUUUGAGGCAGCUCUGGGGAGCCUACCUGCAAAACUCUUCCAUGACAUGAAAAAAAAAUCCCACCAAAUCCUUAUAUGGAACAAUUGGCCAUAAAAUCUACCUCCCUUAUUUAGCAUGCUACAUAGUAAAAGUAUUAAAAUCAGUUCUUUUUCUUCAUGAUAUCGAAUACAGAAAAUGCUUGGAGAGGAAAAAUUAGGUAUCCAAGUUAAGGGAAGUUAGUAUGCAACUAAAAUCAUCCAUAGAAUACAUAAACAAAUGAAGCUCUACCAAUAUUUCUCAAACGAGGUCUGUUGUAAGGACAGAGGAAAUCACUUCUUGUGCUCAUCUGACAAAUGUAAAAUCAGUGCCCCCUCUGUUUUCUAAGAAUGAGGUCAGGAACCCUCCACACCUCCAAUCAAACUUUACGGUAAUCUCAGUGCGCUAGCUAGACAGCACAGUUUAGUUGCAGGAAACCAGUGGUUUAUCUUAGGGACUCUAAUUGGUUGAACACCAUCAAAUAUGGUAGACUUAGCAUAGUUAUUUUGUUAUUUCUGGUUUAAAGUUUAACUGGUUUUAAUUCUAUUUUCUACACAAAGGCUUUCAGCAUAGAGAUAGCAGUUUGCAUCCAUAGACAGAGGCCUUGGUGGCCAUCAUAAAUCAAUCACUUACUCAGGGCACCUUCACCACUUAUAGAGGCAGUUAUCCAUCCACCUCUUUAAAAAAUCCCUAUAGAAACAUGACAUGACUAAUUAUUGCCCAGUUACUAAUCUGCCUUUUUGGGUAAAGUAGUUGACAGAGUGGAGGUGGAUCAACUCCUAGUCUUGACUAACUCAUCUUUUCUGAACCCCUUUCAGUUUGGUUUCAGGCCAGGCUAAGGGAUAAAGAUGGGACUGAUGGCUUUUGUUGAUGAUCUCCAUCUGAAUGUAGACAAAGACCAUGUCUUGUUGCUUCUGCUGGAUUUAUCACAAUGGACCGUGCCAUUUUGUCAGGACAUUUAAUAGAUAUCGGGGAGGUGUUUUGAACUGGUUUAAAUGGUUUCUUAUGGACUAAAGGGUUGCCAUCAUAGACCAGUUAUCAGGGUAGGAUUUGUCCUGUCCUCGGUGCAGAACUAUCCCUCAUAAUCAAUCUCCAUAUGAAACCUUGAGGAGCUACCCUACCUUGACUCAGCUAAUCUGGCCACCCACAUCCAUGUCAUGGUAAGAUCAAGACUAGACUAUUGGAAUAUUCUCUACAUAUUUCUGGCCUUGAAGACAAAUUGGAGACUUUAGUUCUUAUUGAAUACUGCAGCUUAGUUAGUAUUGGGAUCUAGCCAUAUCAUGCACAUUACACCCAUUCUGCAGUCACUCCACUGGCUGCCCAUCAGUUAAAAGAGACUGAUUAUAAUACAGAAAGCUCUUCAUAGCCUUGGUUCUCACAGCUGCAGGCCCACUUCAUCUGCUAUGCUCUGCCGUGACAGAUCCGCUUAUCUGAGCAGGAUCAUCUGUGGGUGCCAUCCUACAAAUGGACAAGAUCAGCAACAUCCCAUAAACAUGCAUUCGCUGUUGCGGUCCCAACCUUGUAGAAGGGUCUGUAUGAGGUAGUCAGGAAGGCUCCCAUAUUUCCCUCAUUGUCCAAACUAUGUAAAACAAUUGUUCAGGAGGGCAUUUUUUAUACAGAUAAUAGGGCUAUAUUAUUACAAAAUGGUUCAGGAAGGCACUUUUAUAAAAGGAACAGGACUGUGAACUAUACCAGCAUGUACAGUAUAUAUUAUUUGUUUGCUAUAUGUAUUGUCCCAACUUUCACUGCUUUUUAAAAAUACUUACAUAAUACCAUUUUCUGCAUUGUUUAAUUUAUGUCUAAUACUCUAUGCUUUGUUUCAAACUGCUGUAAUCCUAGUCCUGUGUUUAUAAAAUUGCAUUGAUUUACACUGGGUAAUCUGCCUUGACUCAGUUAAAAAGGUGGACUGCAAAUUAAGUAAAUAAAUAAAUAGCCAGUUGUGCUUUUCAACUGAAUAUUGAAAAUUCA